Molecule: messenger RNA, 3131 nt
Organism: Silurus meridionalis
Lineage: Eukaryota; Metazoa; Chordata; Actinopteri; Siluriformes; Siluridae
Gene: btbd2a
Product: BTB (POZ) domain containing 2a
Exons: 8
Coding region: 431-2050 (539 amino acids)
Biological process (GO): neurogenesis
Cellular component (GO): P-body; cytosol
Molecular function (GO): protein binding
Source: RefSeq, a predicted model, not a curated record
UGAUUGGGUGGAGCCUAAGCCAGUAUAAUAAUUCAUGGAAAGUAAACUUGUAAUGGUGUGUGUGUGUGUGUGGAUUACCAUAACUGAUGUUUUAUAAUCAUGAUGAGAUGAAUACAAAGAUAAAUAAAAACUAGACAAAAAGAACUAAACUCAAAAAUAAGGACCCAUUUGGAAGGUGUCAUAGUGGGUUGAGGGACCUGUUAUUAAAUUAUACACAGUCUGACUCCAGUCUGCUGCCUGAUAUCAACUGGGAACCCUGGAGCUUAUCCAAGGCCAGAAUACACACACAUGAAGCGUUGUGUGUUUAUGUAAAGGGGAGGAAAAAAAACCCUCAGUAGAUAUUGUUGGUGAUGGAAGACGGUGAGGUGACGGCUCUGGGGCGAGCCAGCUCUCUCCGCCCUCUCGGCUCAUCCAGCCCGUAUUUCUGGUUAUGCGCUGUUGCGUGCGUAUUUUCCAGCCCAGCCUGCAGAGCUCGCCUUGCAAGAUGGCCGCGGGUGAGAGCGACACCAGCCGCUCCGCUUGUCUGAACCCGCCCAACGCGGGCUCGCUGGGCAACGCUCGGCCAAGCAACAGCGCUCACUCGGCGGUGCCCGUCGGCGGCAUGGGCCCGGGCUCAGCGGCGGGGUCCGCGGGGAACGACGAUCCCCAGGCGCAGGGCCUUGUACGCGACGCCGCCGCCGCCGACGCGCUCACGUCCGCGGGCACAGGGAGCGCGCAGAAUCCUCCGCGGCACUCGGCGCCGCACAACGCAGCGAGCAGGGACGCGCCACCGCGCGCCGCCUCCAAUAUGAACGCGGCGGCCACGUCGGCGUCCGGCGCGGCGGCGGCGGCGGCGUCUUCAUCCUCAUCCUCAUCAUCCUCGUCCUCCUCCUCCUCCUCUUCUUCUUCUUCUUCUUCAUCAUCAUCAUCCUCUUCAUCUGCGGGCGCGUCCGCAGUCUCGGCCUCUGUCCCCGGCAGCCCAGCCUCAGUGCUCGUGUACCGUGAACCCGUUUACAACUGGCAGGCGACGAAAAGCACGGUGAAAGAAAGGUUCGCGUUUCUGUUCAACAACGAGGUGCUGAGCGACGUCCAUUUUUUGGUGGGGAAGGGGAUGGGAGUGCAGCGCAUUCCUGCGCACAGAUUUGCCCUGGCCGUCGGGAGCGCGGUGUUCGAUGCCAUGUUUAACGGCGGCAUGGCCACAACAUCCACCGAGAUCGAGCUGCCCGACGUGGAACCUGCAGCGUUUCUGGCCCUCCUCAAGUUUCUGUACUCCGAUGAGGUACAAAUUGGGCCAGAGACAGUAAUGACCACAUUAUACACCGCCAAAAAAUAUGCCGUUCCUGCACUUGAAGCUCAUUGUGUCGAGUUUCUGAAGAAGAACCUGCGAGCUGACAAUGCGUUUAUGUUGCUUACCCAGGCACGGCUUUUUGACGAGCCACAGCUUGCCAGCCUCUGCCUGGAGAACAUAGACAAGAACACGGCGGAUGCGCUCGCUGCUGAGGGCUUCACCGACAUUGACCUCGAUACGCUGGUGGCCGUGUUGGAGAGGGACACGCUCGGGGUGCGGGAGGUUCAUCUGUUCGGGGCAGCGGUGCGUUGGGCCGAGGCCGAGGCUCACAGGCAGCAGCUGCAGCCCACACCAGAGAACAAGAGGCGAGUGCUGGGUAAAGCCCUCGGCCUCAUCCGCUUCCCACUCAUGACCAUAGAAGAGUUUGCAGCAGGUCCAGCUCAGUCAGGCAUACUGACAGACCGCGAGGUGGUCAGCUUGUUCCUGCACUUCACCGUUAACCCCAAACCUCACGUGGAGUUUAUCGACCGGCCGCGAUGUUGUCUGCGAGGGAAGGAGUGCAGCAUCACACGCUUCGGCCACGUGGAGAGCCGCUGGGGAUACAGCGGGACCAGCGACCGUAUCCGGUUUUCUGUCAAUCGGAGGAUAUUUGUGGUGGGAUUUGGACUUUACGGCUCCAUACAUGGUCCAACCGACUAUCAAGUCAACAUCCAGGAAGGACGUGUUUUUAGGAAAAUAAAGGCAUGGAGUUAUUAUUCUCUAAAAACCUGCCAACCAAAGUGAGCAUGUAAAAAAGUGUGAAUAUGAUGUGUGAGCACCAUCGUUCUCCUGCACUGCCUUAAUGCUCCUGGGUAUGGAAUUCACCAGAGCUGCACAGGUUGUUGCUGGGAUCCUCUUCCACUCCUCCAUAAUGACAUCACAGAGCUACUGGAUGUUAGACACAUGGCGCUUCUCCAACUUCCACUUAUGGAUCCCCACAGGUGCUCAACAGGAUUCAGGUCUGGAGACAUACUUGGCCACUCCAUCACCUUCAUCUUCACCUUCUUUCGCGAGGCAGUUGUCUUCUAGGUGGUGUGUUUGGGAUCGAUAUUAUGCUGGAAAACUGCAGUUUCCAAAGGAAGAGCAUCAUGUUCUGCUUCAGAACGUCACAGUACAUGUUGGAAUCCAUGUUUCCCUCAAUGAACUGCAGCACCCCAGUACCAGCAGUACCAGACCAUGAUGCUGCCACCACCAUGCUUGACUUUAGACAAGACAGAAUUCUCUUGGCUUGUCUUAUCAGGGUGUCACCACACAUGCUGGACACCAUCUGAUCCAAACAAGUUUAUCUCAGUCUCAUCAGACCACAGAACAUGGUUCCAGUAAUUCAUGCUCUUGGACAGGUUGUUCUUCAGCAAACUGUUUGAGGGUUUUCUUGUGAGCAGCUUCAGAAGAGGCUCCUUCUUGGAAGACGGCCUGCAAACCGACGUUUUGCAGCUUUUGCAACCUCAAUGCUGCAGCACUCAUGCAUUUGUUUUUUUUUGUAGCAGCUUCUGCACCUGAUGCACAGCACGAAGACUCAACAUUUUUUGAUGGACCCUAGCGAGGCCUGUUCCAAUGGAACGUGUCUUGGAAAACCUCUAUAUUACCGUGGCCACUGCACUGUAACUCGGUUUUGGGUGUUACUGAUCUUCUCACAGCCUCAGCAUCUUUGUGAAGAUCAACAAUUCUAAUUCUCAAAUACUCAGAGAGUCUUUAACAUAAGUUGCCAGGUUGAACACCCAGUGGUCAGUAUGAGAGAAUUGUACUCAAAGCACCAAAUUCUAACUGCUCUAAUAAAAGAUACACAAAUUUGUAUGGUCCUGACAAGCAGACAAAAACAUGAACA